AUGGUUGGAGAAAUCGGAGAAGAACCGAACCAUCUUUUUGUAGAGUCUUCAAGCGAAGUGAUCGGAUUCAAGAAUCCCUCAGCGAGAUCUACUGAUGUACCGCUUCGCUCCCAACAACACAAGUUUCCCGUCCAAAUAUCAACGACUACGGAUUCAUUCUCAUCUGAUGUUGAACGAGUCGGCUCACUGGACGGUAGAGCUUUACCGGCGUUGAAGAACGCCCAAAAGUCCAUUAAAUGGACUACUAAUAACAAGAUCAGAAACGUCUCAACUAUGCAAAAACUUAGGUUCGCCAUGAGGCGUUCGGCAAGACAACACAACGUCUUAAAAUCAUCACAUGGUACUGGAAUGCCUCCAUCAGCUUCUGUUUUGAAAGAUAGCACAAGCAUGGAGGCUUUUGCGUUCCAGAAAGCCCCACCAUCAUCUAUCACGGGUUUACCACACAAGACGAAAAUCACAGCGCAUUUCAAGUUGACGAUUUUACCAACUGAAGAAACGGUUAUUCCGUCAGUCGAUGCGGCUGAUGCAGAAUCAGAUUUGCUUUCAAAAGAAGGCAACACUACUGAACAGGAUGACCAGAAAUCUUCCCGCAGUAAUGAUAAGCAGGACAGUUCUUCACCAGAUGGCGAACCAAAGGUGGAUGGACACAAAGGGUCAACACGACAUGCCGGCACAUCAGCAAUGCCACAACACAAGAUGGCUGUUUAUCCUGGAGUGAAGGCAUCUUCAGGGCUUCGUUGGAAAGCGGCUUACGAUCCCGUCAAGUUAGAUGACAGUAAAAAAGGAAAACAUUUCAAAAUCAAGAAGAAGAAAUUACAAUCGGAGGAUGAAGAGCCAGUAGAGUCGACUUCACCGGCAGCCACUAUUGCAGGAAUCUUGGCAGGGAUUUUGAUGUUAUUGUUUAUUUUCACUGGUGUUCCUCGUCGACUUUGGGGAAUUUGUAAGAAACGAUGGCGACGACGUUAUAAACGUGAGAUGGGAUUAAAUUUCCCCUCAACUGGUUACCUCAGUGAAGAACUGAGCGAGGAGGAAGUCAUAUUUGACCGGACAAACACAAGACGUAACAAGGGCGCUAGUCCUGUGGCAACACCAACGACGUCUCCAAGAAGAUCACAAUCAGUCCCUUUAUCUCAAUCGCCUGAUCAUCCGACACAAGAACAGAAAAUAUGGACACUGACCGACACACCAAGGUCAACUCCAUUGAUUGCCGUUCCUACACUCGAUGACACUCCUAAGACAGAGGUUUGGACGGUUAAUGAGAUUCCUGAGACAAAAUCCCUGGAUUCUUCAUUCACAACAUCGUCUUUGUCUGACUUACAUGUAUCAACUGAAACGCCCUUGACAUCUGUGUCAAGCAUCUCACUGGCAUCCGAAACGGAAAUAGGUGAUUCUGAUUUGGCGAUCGAGACCCGUUCAUCAGCUACGGCUUUUGACCUGACAGACAACACUGUCCACAGUCCUCUUCCGUUUACAACUCAACCAAGGCCUGGUCUAUCUGCAUCAUCCGAACAGACAACCCUUGCGUCCUCACUCUCGCCACACCCAUCUAAGCCCAGCUUGUCUUUACUGCCUACUGUUUCCGAUGAAUCGACACCUAGCGUCUUCAUGGCAAGCGAUGGUACCAGUUCCUCAACAGAGUCCUGUAAGACACCUGUUGCUGCACGUAAUGAAGUCGUGAUAACUAUGGAGGACGAUGACGAGGAAAUUGACAACUCAAGAGACAAAUCAGAAAGCGAGGUGCUGAGUGCAGUCAAAGAUGCCGACAAAGAAUCAAGCAAGGAAGAAGUGGUGAUAACGAUGGGGCCUGAUUAUGAUGACGAGGAAUCUUCGGUGAUAUCUGACAUUGAAUCUGAAUCCUCUUUUGGAGAAAUGAGUUACACGAGCCAAGAAGCAGAAAUGAAAAAUGCGACAACAAGUGAUGCUAUCAUCGAUAUUACGGGAAGUGAUAACGACGAUGAAGAGACGUCUGCUGUCAAUGAAAAGUCCAACCAAGGUAAGUUGCUACUAGCUAGAUCAGGAUGUUAACUUACUUUUCGUUUGUGUUUGACAUUCAAGCAAUUAACCUCAACUACCGGACAAUAAUUGGUGAAGAAGUAAUUAAUUAACGAAGGGUGAGGUGGUGGAGGCCUAAUCGUUUUCGUCCCUCCCUCUCUCAGUACGUCUGAUGGUUAAAUUAACAUGUCAGACCAUACUUUAAAUUUUAGAGGAAUCAUUAACAUUGAUGAAAAAAAUAGGAAUUGGAACUUGGAAACUAAAAGAAGUUGGAAGCUUUGAAAACUGAUUUUAAUUUAAUAAUAUAACGAACAGUCUGUUCUUGUCCACAGAUGGAACGCCGCUAUUGACUCUUCCAACAAUUCCACCGCCAACAGCAUCAACAGACUUACCGCAAGGUAAAGAUCAGAGGUUGAACAAAGUUAAUCAACGCCAGGCCUUGUAUUUAGAUUAAAUGAGAUCACUAAUCUUACAAACUACGAAGAAAAGAAAAAAAAAAUUGGCGUAAUUGGUUGGUAACAGUCUGGACAGAAUAGAUUUCCAAAAAAAAAAAAAACAAUACAGACAGACAGACAGACAGACGAACGGACGGACGAACAGACGGGUGGACAACUGCAGACUUUAGCUACUUUAUAUUUGUAGAAAUAACAGUAAACAUUUUACAGUAUAUUUGGGGGGAAAAAAUCGCACGCGAGAAGGGGAGAAAUCUCCGUCGAUAGGUUAUUAUUCCACUCCUAAGCAUAUUCCGUUAGGCAAUGGCUUGUAGACCACUUCUGCAAACACGUGUCGUGUACGUUUCAGGAAAGGUUCUGACUGGCGGAAGAAAGGCUUUGGAGAACCGACGUUUCAUCAAACAUCUGAUAUCUGAGCAGGAUUUAAGUGGAUUCAAAAGUGACUUGAACGCGGCAAUUUCACGGAUUCUGGGCGAAAAGAAAAACCUUGUGGACAAAAACAAAGUAAAGAGGCUUGUGAUCAAACACCAAACCAAGGAAACAAAGCACUCAUUGGCUGAGAGCAUUUUGCGCGCAAAGGUACGCGACAUACAAGUGUAGAGUAUGAAAUUGUCAUUGAGGGUUACGAAUGGAAAGGCAGACAUACAUUUUCUUUUUUAGAGUCUUUCAAGGCUGGGUUGAUGAAGACGUAAAACUUUUAGUGGGAAACGAUUAGGUGGUGUCGCGACACCUGAUUGAUAAAAACGAUAUAUCGGUUUUUGACCUAUAGUGAGGUCUUGAACACAAGAGUAAUUUCUUCUUUUGCGUAUGUAAGGACAGAGACGCGGUCAAGGUUCCUAAAGACACUUAAAAAAACAGCAACAACCAGACCAUUUUCAGUCAUCUUGACUAGCCAAGUUUUAUGCAUGGGCAGACCAUUUCUAGCGAGACAGAACGAGCAGUCCCGACCGUACAACACGGUUCAUUGUUUGCUUGUUCGGAGAGCCAAUCAAAGCACAUGAUUUGAUUCAUAUCAGGCUCUCUCGCGGAGCUAACCAAAUUGAUGACAAAUCUGUAAAUGGAUUGCUCUCAUUCUCAUUACUUCAUUAUCUACUUUACAUUUCAUUGCUUUGUCGAAAGAAAGAGGGUGGGGAUUUUUCUGAAGACUGAGGGUGCUCAACGCAGUAAGAUCUAUAUGUUGUUUUUUCCUUCUACAGUCAAUGAUUAUGAACGAGAAUGUGGACAGAGAACGCAACAAACGAUCAUCCAUGUGCCGCCACCUGAUCAAGCGCACACUUAAGUACCCAGGCCGACCCAAGCAAACCCUUGCUCAAGAAAUCGCUUUUGCAAAGGACAUAAUUUUACUAGGCCGCGCUCAUCCAAGAGAUGCCGCGGGUCCUAAGGCCAAGCGAGAGGUACGACGGGAAGACGAAUCGAUGACGUCUUUGGAUAGGGGUGCUUCAACUAGCAACUCCGCAAAGAUACGAGUGUUGAACCACAAGGAUUACAAAACAUGGAAGGUAAUAAUUAAAAGUAUCUACGCUUUCGGUAGCAUAACAGGCCUUUUGGAAACAAGGUUCGUAUUUUCGCACGUGGCAGUGCAGUCAAGCUAAAAUAUUUGUUCGCUUAUGGAAAGACCACACAAGUCUGAUAUGGCGUGAUGGAAACUAGGGAAAAAUGUGCAAGUUGUUUCCCUUGCUAGCCUCAGUGUUCCUUGUUCCGUCGCAGGCGAUUGAAACAGUUAUGUAGCAGCGGGGUGGGGGUUGGCGGGGUGUGUGGUGGGGGCAUGGGUAUAAAUGUUAUUCGUUAACAGCGACAACAACUGACAUUUUUUUCUUUUUUUUACACUUUUGAAAACAGGAACUUCAGAAGGAUAUUAAGAUGAAGAAAGCGCGAGGGAUCAAGCCACGUGACGUGUUGCAAGGCUUGCAGGCCAUUCGAGAUAUUUAUAAUUUGCCUCGCAUUCCUGUUGAUCCAGAAGGUGGAUGUCUCUGCUAUUACUGUGAAAAGCACAUCAAGAGAGCUCGACGGGGGAAGUUUUUUAAACUACCCAGGUAAGUACCUAUUCCCUUGUUUCAUCAGAAUACCUGUCUUUUACAGCAAAGAUGUUAUCAAACCCCGUUGUCGAUAAAAUAUAGAGCUAAAGUAGUUAAGCGUCAAACAAAGAAAGCAAAACUGACGUGAGUUUUUA
This is a messenger RNA of Orbicella faveolata, 4614 nucleotides long. RefSeq lists its product as uncharacterized. NCBI's taxonomy places the organism in Eukaryota, Metazoa, Cnidaria, Anthozoa, Scleractinia, Merulinidae. The record is from RefSeq and is a predicted model, not a curated record.